CAGUAAGGCCACAUUUCACAACUAUAAAAAGUGUGCAUUGCUUUCGAUCGCUGCAGAACGCAUUGUUUCUUUUCGAGAUCGCUUUGCCACUUUAGCCUGUAGGCAUGAAUAGCCUUGUCUGCAUAUGCAUUCUCAUCGUGACUGCAUCUGCGCUUGGGGAAUAUGUCUCAUUUGACCAACUUUAUGAUGAUGGUCUGACUGCUUAUGGAAAUCAGAACUGGAAACUUUCAAUUUCAAGCUUUGAAGAAGCAAUAAAAAGUUACAAGCAAUAUAAAAGUGGUGUUGUCGAUUGUUAUAUGAGAUGUAAAAAUACUUCAUUGGAAGAUUCAUUACUGAGUCAAAGUGAUCUGGGAAAAAUUACUCUGAAAGCUGUGUGCAAUCGAGAAUGUUUGGAUGAAAAAUUUGGAGAUUUUCGAUUUAUUUCCGGUAUAUCUCGUGAAGUGAAGCAAGCAUUUGAAAAGUUAGCAGCAUAUCAAUAUCUUCAAUAUGCAUAUUUUAAGGAAGGUCUCUUGGCCAAAUCAGUUUCAUCUGCUCAUACAUUUAAUGUGAGAUAUCCAGAGGAUGAAAUGAUGAAAAAGAACAUGGCAUAUUUUCGGAGUAAUGAUGAUGUAACGAAGGAUAUGUUCUUAAACGUAGAACCAAGAGAUCAUCUUGAAUUAUACGAUCAGGCCGUUCAAGCUUAUUUGAAGGAAGAUUAUGAAAAUGCUGCACAAAAUUUUGAAUCAUCUUUACUAGCAUAUUAUAAUUCAGUAGAAGAAUGCUAUGCAUUAUGUGAAAAUGAAAGUAAUUUUGAAGAAGCAGAAAGUAGAGAAAAUUUAGAUUUUCACAGACAGACUGCAUAUCUUUACAUCAAAGUACUUGAAUGCAGUCUGAAAUGUAUACAAGAUUUAGCAACAGAUUAUGGGGAGAAAAAAUAUCCAAAUUUUGUUCCUGUGCAAUAUCAUUAUCUACAAUUUUCUUAUUAUCAAGCCAACAAUUUCCAUAAAUCAAUAGAAUGUGCAAAAACUUAUCUUGUGUUUCAUCCAAAUGAUACUGUAAUGUUGGAGAAUCUAAGGUUACUUUCAAAUGAAGUUGAUGGCAUCGAUAAAUUUGAACCAAGACAGGGUGCGGUUUCAUACCAUCGUAAAAUCAAAAUUGAGGUAGCCAUGUUGAAAUACUCGUAUCAAUAUUUUGGAAUCAGAGAUUAUGAUGAGAGUAUAUUUGUUCACUUCGGAAGUAUUAAGAAGAAUGAAGAUCCCAGGGAUGAUAACAUGGAUUUUGAUUUGGAGGAGGAAGAUGGAAAUGAUGAAAUUUUACAGGAUUCAGUGGAAAAAAUUAAUAAUUCUACAAAUGCAGAAGAUACCGCACAAUCUGAUGUGCCUGAAUACGAAUCGAUGAAACAGAAAACCGACGAUAUUAUAGAAAAGAAAGCAGUUGACAUUGAACGAAGCAUGGCUGAAAAUGAAAAAAAGCAGAGAGAUGAAAUGCAUUAUAUAGAACCAGAUGAUGAUGUUGAUGUGUCGGGUAUUACUUUAUCAAACUUGGGACGUCAAACUGUGGAUUCAAUUUAUAUAGUAACUGUCGAAAAAAGAUCAACGGAAGCUCCAUUACCUGAAGGACCAAUAAUAUAUGAAGGAACCACUCUUCUUGCAAAUUCAACACAGCUCAAGGGAAGGGAAAGAUUUGCUGUCGAUAAUAUGGCAUCUGGAGAGGAAUGUAUCUCACUUAUUGAUUUGGAGUUGAGUUUCGGCGAUGUAGGAGAUGGAUAUAGUGGUAAAUCGUCUCCUCAUACGGAGCAUGAAAUAUUUGAAGGUGUAACUCUGAUUAAAGCUGCAAAUCUUGCUAAAGAAGGAAUACUUCCAUUAUCCACUGCCAUAUUGUAUCGUGAUUUGAGUGAGAAAGUACGGGCACAAGUACAAGCUUAUUUUAACCUUCCUCAUCUAUAUUUUGAUUAUACUCAUUUGGUUUGCAGAACUUCAAAUCCAGAUUCUCCCGAGAAUAGAAAAGAUCUCAGCCAUCCUAUUCAUGCUGAUAAUUGCCUGCUGAAACCCAAUGGAGAAUGUGUUAAAGAACUUCCUGCUUAUAUAUGGCGAGAUUAUAGUGCAAUAUUGUAUUUGAAUGAUGGUUUUGAAGGAGGAGAAUUUAUAUUUGCCGAUUCAACUGCACGGAGAGUGAGAGUUCAAGUUAAGCCAAAAUGUGGCAGGAUGGUGAGUUUCGGUGCUGGACGCGAAUCAUUUCAUGGUGUCAAGCCUGUAUUAAAAGGCCGCAGAUGUGCUGUUGCUUUAUGGUUUACUUUAUCAGAAGAAAGAAACGAGCGGCAACGUAUUAAAGCUGAAGAAAUACUUGACGAACUUGUAUCAAAACAAAAAGAUGAACUAUGAUUUGAUAGAAUAUGCACACUGUGUCAUUACGAUGCUCCUGAUAUAUUCAAACUUUUAUUAAUUCCAAAGAAUACAGUAAGACAUCAACUUUUAUAUACUAUUUGAUGUUGUAACAGUGUAUUGUAACUUUGAUGAGGUAUUUCUGAUAUUCAUAAGCCAAGCUUUUAUAUAAACUAGAAACAUAUUGCUGUUAUAUUUACCGUAUACCUGAUACUAACAUAUUGAUGACGGGCUAAGCCACAUCCGACAUUCUACCUUUAUUCCACUUACCUUGCCAGAAGUGACAUUCCUGGUAGGCCAAGCCAAGACUUCAAAUAUUUUGAUAAAAAAAAUUCUUCACAGUUCCAAAUGCUUUUUUAUACUCAUAUAAACUUCCCAUCCUUCCAUUGCAGUUACUUUAAAUGCAGAUCAGUUGAUAAAUAUCUAAAUAUCUUGUAUUCAUAGUGCUGAUGAAACGGUCCCUUUUGCUGCCAAUUUUUGCACAUUUGCACAACCUGCAGUUUUUCUCUAUUUUUCUAAUCAUGUUUCCAUACACAAGUGUUGACUAUUAUAUAUUUGUGCUAGUAUUUCAAGUGCCAAUUAUUCCAUUCUUUCAUUUUGUAUUUUUCUAUGGUUUAGUAUAUGUUUGUGCGAAGCAUAUAAAUUCAAUAUUGUUUGUUUAUGCCACUGUCGAAACCUUGAAUUCUUGAUUUGGCAGCUGAAGCUAAAUCUUAAAGUUUUCACUGAAACUGCAGUACAAUUUUCUUAUACGUAUACUUCCCAACAACUACCAUCAAUCUUCACAGUAUUAUGAUUACCGGUACCUUUCCUAAAUGCUUUGUUCGUGAUAUGAAUCUGACCUUUAUUAUGGCUCUUAAUGAACACCAAUUUAAUGAUCAUCUUCAAACGAUUGAUAGUUUUUUAUAGUCUUGUUGCUGCUAAUUAGCGGUUUGCGAAUUAUUUUGUUUCAUUUCUUAUAUGUGCUAUAAGCAGGGUAGAAAUACCAACAAGUAACAGAGCUGAUCAAAAGAGAAAAGUCACAUAUGCACUGGAAUAUGCAAUUCGAAUAUCCUUGUACAGUUUACAAACAAUUGUUGUAUUUCAGCAACAGUAAGUUAUCAAUGGUCAAUCAUGAGCUAUUCCUAAAAAAAAGGAUGCAUAUGAGUUGCUUCGCUUCAGGAUUUCCGCUUUGCAUUCCCCAUUCAUUUACACUUUGAGAAAAUUCGUUUUCAAGCGAUCACGACAGUUCAAACAAAUAUUUAAUUUAUAUAAGCGCAUUCACAUCUAUCUCGUUUGGUUCGUUUGGAGAAGAUAUUGUUGAUAGUAGGCCAGAAACGUCAGGUUUUCAGUAAAUCGUUCAAGAAUAGAGCAAAAUGGUGUUGAAAAAAAAUUUAAUUUAUGUUUCGCUGCAAAUGUCGCAAAAUUGCAUUUAAAAAAUGUUGAA
Molecule: messenger RNA, 3783 nt
Organism: Styela clava
Lineage: Eukaryota; Metazoa; Chordata; Ascidiacea; Stolidobranchia; Styelidae
Product: prolyl 3-hydroxylase 2-like
Biological process (GO): collagen metabolic process
Cellular component (GO): endoplasmic reticulum
Molecular function (GO): iron ion binding; protein binding; L-ascorbic acid binding
Source: RefSeq, a predicted model, not a curated record